AGAGAUUUAUAGCAAGCAAGAGCAAGUGAAUGAGGGAGAGGGCUGGGGAAGCACUCAAUCUGUGUCUCUCACUGGUCAGCCUGUCUGCUUGCUCCAGGACUGCCACAGGAAAUCAUCACCAAAAUGAAGAUUGCUUUAAUUUUGCUCAGCAUCUUGGGGAUGGCCUGUGCAUUUUCAAUGAAAAAUUUGCAUAGAAGAGUCAAGUUAGAAGAUUCUGAAGAAAAUGGGGUCUUUAAGUACAGGCCACAAUAUUAUCUUUACAAGCAUGGCUACUUUUACCCUCCUCUAAAACGAUUUGCAGUUCAGGGCAGUAGUGACUCUUCUGAAGAAAAUGGAAAUGGUGAUAGUUCAGAAGAAGAAGAGGAAGAAGAGGAGGCUUCCAAUGAGGAAGAAAACAACGAGGAUUCUAAUGGGAAUGAAGACGAAGACUCUGAGGCUGAGAAUACCACACUUUCUACCGCAACACCUAGCUAUGGAGAAGAAGUCACUGCUGGGACAGAGUACAUAGGGUUAGCUGCAAUCCAGCUUCCAAAGAAGGCUGGGGAUAUGGAAAACAAGGCUACUAAAAAAGAGGAAAGUGAUGAAGAGGAGGAAGAGGAAGAAGAGAACGAAAACGAGGAAAACGAAGCAGAAGUCGAUGGAAACGAACAAGCUGUGAAUGGCACCAGCACCAACAGCACAGAGGUGGAGAACGGUAACGGCAGCAGUGGGGCAGACAACGGAGAGGAAGGGGAGGAAGAAAGUGGCACAGAAGCCACCACGGCUGGAACGACCUUGGCUGCAGGGCAGAGCACUGCCAGCUCAAAGACAACACCCUUUCCAGAUGGUGGGUUUGAACCCACAACCCCAGCUCUCGAGGUCUACAGGACCACCCCCCCGCGGGCCACCCCCCCACCCCAUGAGAAGACCACCACAGCUGAGUACGGGGGUGAGUAUGAGCAAACAGGUGGCAGCGAAUACGACCCUGGGUAUGAAGUCUACGACAGUGACAAUGGGGGCCCUCGUGGGGACAAUUACCGAGCCUACGAAGACGAGUACAGCUACUACAAAGGGCGCGGCUACGAUGGCUAUGAAGGUCAAGAUUACUACUACCGUCAGUGACGGCCAGCCUAGGCUGGAGUCACCAUGCCAGCUUGCCUCUGGCUACCAGUUUCCAAGAGCAACUCAGGAAGGUGCAGUAUAUGCAGCGUGCAUGUGAAGGCGGGAAUGGUGGGGCUGCUCCUAAGCGAGUUUCUGUAAUUGCUUCUGCCUCUAAUGGGCUCUUGUUGCUUUUCCCUGCUCUUUCUAAAUGGUUGUUGUCAGUCAGGAGCAUUUAUCAAGCAGAACACCAACCCAGGAGAUGGAAUUAGGUUGAACUUUUUGCGGUUGUAGCUUUAUAAAUAGCAUUUGUAAUGUGUUCACUCUAUCACUAACUGCCCAAAUGUACUCUUCAUACGCAAAUGCUUUGAGAAGAGAUCCACUGAUGUUACAAUACUGUAUGCAAUAAAUGUGUAAUUGCUAAUCACACUACCUAUCCAACACUGUAUUAGGGUGGAUUAUCAUCCUCAUGUAUUUUAUGUGAUCUGUAUGUAUAUUCUAUCUAUAGGUUUUAUCAUAAAUAAAAAGCAAUCCUUCAAA
Messenger RNA from Chinchilla lanigera (long-tailed chinchilla), 1617 nucleotides. It is a transcript of the gene Ibsp, whose product is annotated as integrin-binding sialoprotein. The record is from RefSeq and is a predicted model, not a curated record. Gene Ontology annotation, biological process: ossification; bone mineralization; extracellular matrix organization. Gene Ontology annotation, cellular component: extracellular region. The coding region runs from base 124 to 1101 and encodes 325 amino acids. The transcript is spliced from 7 exons. Lineage: Eukaryota; Metazoa; Chordata; Mammalia; Rodentia; Chinchillidae.